GAAUCAUCCCGACGUGAUAUUGGUGCCGAUCGGUGAGAGAAUGAGCCUACGAUGCUCGUCGAGUCCGAACGAAGAAAUAACUUGGUACAAAGGCGACGAAGUAUUUAGACCUUCCUCGUCGAGAAUACGAAUGAUAAAGCAAUUGCUGAAGUUCAAAUUCGUCGAGCCUGAAGACGCGGAUUCGUAUGGUUGCUUAGUUCGAUCGAAUCUGACCGAUCGAACCGAAUGGAGGAAUGUGACGAUACGAACCGAAUCGUUGCAGAACGAUGGAUACCAGCACGAGGAGAGACUGGGAAUCACCCUUGGUGCCCAUAGAGCCGAGGAAGAAACGAACGAACUGGAGAUGGAAACGAGAAAUCUGCCGGAGACGCGGGCAUUGCAUUUGGACAGUGAAAACGCAGAGGCCGAUCUCGACAACGAGAAAAGUGUGAACGAAACGGCUGGAGAUCACAAUAACACCGCGCCGGAACGAGCUCCGUCUUUUAACAAAAGUGUGGAGAUGUCGAACGUGGUCGUGAAGCCCGCUGGCAACAUGUUACGUUUGAGAUGCCCGAGCUUCGGCAACCCGUGGCCGAAUAUCACCUGGUUCAAAAACAACGAGGAGCCGAAAAGGACGCUAGGAUCCGUGAUCGUGUCUAAGUGGACGUUCAGGCUGGAGGAUCUAGUACCUGAGGACAGCGGCAAUUACACUUGCGUCGUUUGCAAUUACCUAGGAUGCAUCAACCGCACCUUCAAAGUCGAAAUCGUCGAGACCGUGAAACACCGACCGAUACUGACCAGAGCUCCGAGAAACACGACUGUUCUGGUAGGGAGCAACGUUACUAUGAUCUGCGAGGUUCUAUCGGACAUGCACCGUCACCUCGAAUGGUAUCACGGUUAUCACACCUCUCUCGACACUAUCAACGAAAGCGAUCAGAGUUUGCGGGUGGAGGUCAAGGCAACAGGCGCGGAAAAUCCGGAAGUGCUGACGUUACACAACGUAACGAUGAAAGAUAAAGGCUGGUAUACUUGCAUCGCCCAAAACGCAUUAGGUGAAACAUUUAGCAGUGCCUAUCUUCAAGUAGUCGAGACCUUGGAAGAUCAAGGGAUGCCGUUAACGGCGAAACCGCAGAUUCUCGUGAACGUCCUCGCCGCCGUUCUGUUCAUCUUCUUCGCUGUGGGCGUGGUGGUAGUCAUAUACAUUUUCCAUCGUCUGAAGCGGGAGAAGAUGAAGAAACUGCUCGCGAUCGAAACGGCGCGGGCGGCGGUCGUCACUCAAUGGACGAAGAAGGUGAUCGUCGAGAAGCAGAAUCUGGUGAAUUCGCAGAAUGUUCAAGAACCGUUACUAAUGCCCGUGGUGAAGAUCGAGAAGCAAAAAUCUACCGUGGUCACGGAGGACAGUAACGGUGGAAGCAUCUCAGAGUACGAACUUCCGUUGGACAGCGCCUGGGAGUUGUCCAGAGAGCAUCUGACUCUGGGAAAUACCUUGGGCGAGGGAGCCUUCGGGAAAGUAGUCAGGGCGCAAACGAACGCCGGGAAACCUGGCAUUCCUAGCGUUGUAGCCGUGAAAAUGUUGAAAGAGGGUCACACCGACGCGGAAAUGAUGGACUUGAUAUCCGAGAUGGAGAUGAUGAAAAUGAUCGGCAAGCACGUGAACAUAAUCAAUCUGCUGGGAGCUUGUACGCAAGGGGGGCCAUUGUACGUGGUCGUGGAAUUCGCACCACACGGAAAUCUCCGCGAUUUCUUGCGGGAUCAUAGGCCUUCCUCAGGGUACGAGCCGACGAUCGGUCAAGAACCAAAGGAGAAGAAGACUCUCACGCAAAAGGACCUGGUGUCCUUCGCCUACCAAGUGGCGAGGGGAAUGGAAUAUUUGGCGAGCAGAAGAUGUAUCCAUAGGGAUUUGGCAGCUAGGAACGUGUUGGUCAGCGAUGAAUACGUGCUGAAAAUCGCUGACUUUGGUCUGGCCAGAGACAUUCAUUGCCACGAUUACUACAGGAAGACUACGGAUGGAAGGCUGCCUGUCAAAUGGAUGGCACCUGAGGCUCUGUUUCAUAGGGUAUACACCACUCAGUCUGACGUAUGGUCGUACGGGAUUCUGUUGUGGGAGAUUAUGACAUUAGGUGGGACACCCUAUCCGUCCGUACCAUCCGUAGAAAAAUUGUUCCAGUUACUCCGAACUGGUCAUCGAAUGGAGAAACCACCCUGUUGUUCCAUUGAAAUAUAUAUGUUAAUGAGGGAUUGUUGGAGUUACCAGCCCAACGAACGACCAAUGUUUGGAGAACUAGUCGAGGAUCUCGACAGGAUAUUGACGAUCACCGCGAACGAGGAAUACUUGGAUCUUGGCCUGCCGCAAUUGGACACGCCGCCUUCCAGCCAAGAGUCUAGCGAAGCCGAAGAUGACGAGGGCGAUGAGAAAUUCCCCUACUUACUGUAAGAAUCCGCGAAGAAUCGACGAAGAAUGUGUACAGUUAUAUGCAGAAAAACGAAGAACGAGAACGAAGAAACGGAAGAAGAAAAUGAACGAAGAUACACAGAAGAUCAGCGGAGAACGCUGGUGAACGAAAGUCGAUCGACUGACCUAGCGAACACGCCAAAUAAUAUAAAUCAGUAUUGACCUGUUUAGCGCGUAUUCCGUAGAGUUAAGAAGAUAAAAAAAAUCGAUCGAGGAAGAAACUCCGGCCUUCAAGGAGACUGAUUUUUUAACUGAAGAACACUGUAUUUAUUUUCCUCAUAUCUUAAUAGCCUGAGAAAUCGGAUUGAAAACGAUCGUGACUGAAAAACGAUCUUGCUAUGCCUGGAACAUUAUUUAUUGUUCCACGAGAUUCUUGUACGUUUCUCAGGUCCUGUUGUUCGUUGAAUGAUCAACAAACUGUAUCAAAGACUUUGGUGCAUAUCUGAACUACGUUCGCUGCCAAAGCAACAAGAUAAUAAUAAAUAACGUUUGUAAAAAAUUCUGAUGUCGUCCAAUUUUAUAUGUUACUAGCGUGCCAUUAAUGAGUGCCUUGGGAAAAAGAUACGGAGAGAAAAAUAAAUGUUCCGCCAGGGCUUCUUGUGUUCGUUAAACAAAAAAUAAAAUGAAUGGUAAUAACGCGACACGAGUGGUGCAUCGGUUUGCACGGGAGAGAAUCGUCUGAUAACGUGUUUGUAACUAGUCAAUUGAUAAAAACUUGUACGUUUCUCUGUAACAUAGCUCGAACGGUUAUUAAACUAUGUAUAAUGUUAAUUACUUUUAUGGACUUCAGUGGACAACGAACGCGUAUCUUCUAGUUCUUGUAGAAAGCGAAAACGAUUAUACACGUAGGUUGUAAGGAACGAUGAGUGACACGUUUCGCUGGCGUUCUAACUAAUUUUUACAAUUCUAGGAAUAUGAAGAAAUCGUUUAAAUACGUAGUGCAGCGGAAGUGUCCUCGUCGUGCAGAGACGAGUGCAAAAAGUCGUUCGAUUAAAGAUGUAUUGUAUAAUUUUCUACCGAAGCAACGAGAAAUAACUUUGCACGUGAUAGAUAAAAUAUAAACAGAAUUAUAAAUUUAUCGCAUCGUCCACGUGGAUGUACAAUGCAGAAGAGAUGUAUAAAUGGUGCAUGCGAGAGGUGCUUAGUAGUAGAUAAUUUAUUUCUCUGUAUAUUGUUACUUAGGUCUUACUUUAGAACGUUAACUCUUUUUUUUAUUAUCACUGGACAAACGAAGCGAGAUAUGUGUAAAAUAUAAAAUGAAUUAAUUAGUUAAUUACCGAAAAUUUGUAAAAGCGACAGGAAUUUGUACAUAGUACCGGCCUGUUUAUUUAAAAGUUUUCUCAUCUCUUUCUUUUAAUUUUUUUUUUCCGUUACCCUGCACCUAAAGGUAGACAGUAAAUCAGCAUUUACCAAGGUAGAUCGUACGUAUAGUCUGCGUAAAUAUUGGAUUAUUAUUGUAACGUCAGUUUCGUCUCGAAUAAAUCACUGGAAACUGUACCCACAUCA
Ceratina calcarata is the source of this 3937-nucleotide messenger RNA. Its product is annotated as fibroblast growth factor receptor homolog 1. The transcript has 9 exons. Gene Ontology annotation, biological process: positive regulation of kinase activity; protein phosphorylation; positive regulation of cell population proliferation. The coding region runs from base 41 to 2413 and encodes 790 amino acids. Lineage: Eukaryota; Metazoa; Arthropoda; Insecta; Hymenoptera; Apidae. Gene Ontology annotation, cellular component: plasma membrane; signaling receptor complex. Gene Ontology annotation, molecular function: fibroblast growth factor receptor activity; ATP binding. The record is from RefSeq and is a predicted model, not a curated record.